Prosopis cineraria is the source of this 841-nucleotide messenger RNA. RefSeq lists its product as uncharacterized. The record is from RefSeq and is a predicted model, not a curated record. NCBI's taxonomy places the organism in Eukaryota, Viridiplantae, Streptophyta, Magnoliopsida, Fabales, Fabaceae. The transcript has 3 exons. The coding region runs from base 76 to 594 and encodes 172 amino acids.
UUGAAAUUCGCUAAAUUCUCAAUGCACUAGAUCUCAAUUUCAGAGAAGCAGUGAGAGUUUGAGACUGCGACGAAGAUGUCACGGCGAUCCGGAGCUUGCCUGCGGUGUUGCUUGGUUGUGUUUGCAGUAGUCUCAGCUUUGGCUGUGUGUGGCCCCACUCUGUACGGGACAUUCAAGAAUACUUGGAAGCUUGACAAUUCAAAAAUCUCUUGCCCUCCAUGCGUUUGUGACUGUCCUCCUCCUUUGUCUCUCCUGCACAUUGCUCCUGGGCUGGCCAACCUUUCUGUCUCAGAUUGUGGAAGUAAUGAUCCUGAUCUCAAGCAGGAGAUGGAAAAGCAACUCGUGGAUCUUCUCACUGAGGAGCUUAAGCUGCAAGAGGCUGUUGCCAAAGAGCACUCUCGUCAUAUGAACAUAUCUUUGGCUGAAGCAAAGAGACUGGCAUCUCAAUACCAGAGGGAGGCAGAUAAAUGUGUUGCUGCUACUGAAACUUGUGAACAAGCAAGAGAACGAGCCGAGGCGUUGCUUAUCAGGGAGAAGAAGAUGACUUUGCUGUGGGAGCAUCGAGCACGGCAAGUGGGCUGGCAAGGGGAAUAACUGUACAAAAUUUGCACUUGAUAUUCUGCUACUGAUUCUUGUUUUUUUUUUUUUUUUUGGCCUUUCUUUGAAUACAAGCACGAAAGCAAAUUGCUUGACUUGUUAACCAAUUUAGGUUUCUGUAAUAUAGUUGUUCUCUUACCAAUGAUGUUGUAGCUACAUCAUCCAUUUGGCUUGUAGCCUUGUAUCAAUCAAUUUUGAGCUUGGAUGAAAAUGUUAGCAAUGUAUAAGCAGCACUAGUUUAAUA